AUGCACGUGCUACGUCUCAUGUUGGCUAUUGUGGUCGCCUUGAUUUCUAUUAACAACGGUGUCGCAAUCGCUGUCAAGACCGCGUCGGAGUCAAACGACUACCCGACGCUCAGAGACAGCAUUGCAAGUGGUGAGGCGGAUUCAGAGGAAAGAAAAGGAAGAGGAGGUGGUGGAGGUGGGCGUGGAGGCGGUGGGCGUGGGGGAGUAGCGUAUCGACCAGUAGCAGGAGGACAUGGGGGAUAUGCAGAAGAUGGAGAGGAUGAAGUUAUUACUUUGCCACCCGGUACUUACGAGGGUCCGGAAUUCGGAGGUCUCCAUGGCGAUCCCUUCACAGAUGCGGCCUUGAUUAAGUCUGGACAAAAAGUGCUGUCUAUCAACCUUCGUGCGGGGGAACGCGUCGAUGCCGUCAUCCUCACCAUCGUGAAUCCGUCUGGGGAAGAGAGUACCUUAUACCAUGGUGGUGAUGGUGGUGACUUGGAAACCCCUCUAGCGUUAGCUGAAGGUGAAUACAUCACUGUCAUGGAGGCACAUGCGGGUACACAUAAAGGUCGUACGCGUGUCAAGUACAUCAAGUUCACCACCAAUAAGGGGAAUUUUAUCGAAGGCGGCACACCGACGCACAAGAUUGGAACGGAUACUGCGAAAGAAGGGUAUCAGUUGGGUGGUUUUGAUGGCAGAAGCGGUGACGAGCUUGACUUGGUCAGUGCCAUAUGGACAAGCAUUCAGCCGGUCGGAUAGUGCGAAGCACUCCGCGUGAAGAAACGAUAACUACAGAAGGGAAUAAAAGCCGACCGAAAAGGGACGUAUAGAUUUGACCUAUCGGCUCGUACCUCAAUAUUCACACUGAUAAGGCCAUGUAUUCACCCGAAGGCAAAUUACGAGUUUGACUUGAAAGAGUGUGGCCGCGUCGAAACCACUCAACUCAAUUAAGAUGUUUUUUUUACAAUGUUCCCCGCAAGUGCUGGCUACGGUAAUAAUGACAAAUUUGACAGGAGUAGAUAAGAACCGAAGUAGUACUAAGAGAAUGGAUGGUUAUGAUGC
This is a messenger RNA of Phytophthora nicotianae INRA-310, 1041 nucleotides long. RefSeq lists its product as hypothetical. The transcript has a single exon. The coding region runs from base 1 to 738 and encodes 245 amino acids. NCBI's taxonomy places the organism in Eukaryota, Oomycota, Peronosporomycetes, Peronosporales, Peronosporaceae. The record is from RefSeq and is a predicted model, not a curated record.